This is a messenger RNA of Pecten maximus, 3902 nucleotides long. RefSeq names its product hybrid signal transduction histidine kinase L-like. Bases 762 to 2774 code for a protein of 670 amino acids. The transcript is spliced from 7 exons. Gene Ontology annotation, molecular function: N-acetyl-beta-glucosaminyl-derivative 4-beta-N-acetylgalactosaminyltransferase activity. Lineage: Eukaryota; Metazoa; Mollusca; Bivalvia; Pectinida; Pectinidae. Gene Ontology annotation, biological process: carbohydrate metabolic process; glycosphingolipid biosynthetic process. The record is from RefSeq and is a predicted model, not a curated record.
UAGGCAUACGGAAAGAUGAAAACGUGCCGGCGAGUUUUUUGACACGAAUACAUGUUGUAUUUAAACAGAGGGACACACACUCGUAUUUACAAUUCUGCGACAGGAGUUUUGGAUAAGUCAUUGAAUCAGCAUUCUGUAAUUAAAAUUCAGUUUCACGGGAUUUAUUUCGAGUGUGAAAUAUUCAUCAGGACUGUGAUGUAACUUGUGUACAGAUUGUCAGACAGCUAGGACAAUGAAGGGGUCACUCGCGUGAUGGAACGUGGACAGGUGAGGAGCGGCGACGGUUAGUGCUGACCACGUGUGAUGUUAUGGUCGUCUUGACACCAACAUUCUCCAAUGAACUGUCAUCUUACAUCUGCUGCAUCGCUUCAAACUGGAGGAUAAUAUUUGUUCCCUGGUGUAAAUGAACCAUAUUUGGUAUGGUCAACGAAUCGGUUUACUCAUUAAUCAUUGUUUGAUAGCACGUGGCAUAUUUAUUGAAAUUCCUUGUGAUGUGAGACUGUCGUCUGAUUGUCAUAGAAGCAGUUCCUGUGAUUUAGAUUCUGGAAUAUUGUGAAAGUUUUUUUUUUAUUAUUUACCUAUUGCGAGUUCAUGAUUAACUCACGUGAAGAAUCAUUGUCAACAUGUUGUGAAUACUAUUCCAAACCGUUAGAUAUGGAUUUACAUUGACAUGGAUCUAUAAACAUAUAUGCACCUGUGAUUCAAGGGUUCAAAGGUUAAGUGUUAUUGGUACCGAGCUGUGCCCUCCAGCGCUUGUGACAAUGCAAUGUACCAAUGGUUCAUUCAUCAUAUCACAGACAAGAAAUGUGAUCAAUAUCCGUAACCUUCUAUUUGUUCUUCUCGUCCUCGUGACUGUUGAACUUGUGACAUUUAACCCGACAAAAUGUGCCAUGAUGGGGUCACUUCUCGGGUUAUGUUCCGUCCAGAGACAGCGUGGUGAUUCCUCCAAAGGCAGACAGAUCAGCUGGAUUUGGGCAAAUACCAAACCGGAAGUGACGCUUCCUUUAUGUCCUCUCAUUCCUCCCACCAUUGUUGGAAAAGUUCCGGUGACCACAGCUGUCUACAGCUGGGAAUCGUUAGAGGAAAAGUUUCAUGACAUUAAGAAUGGUGGCCGGUACCGCCCUACUCACUGCACUGCACGUCACAGAGUGGCUAUAGUGUUACCCUUUCGGGACCGAGAGAUACACCUGAAAAUCCUGCUCAAUAAUCUCCAUCCAUUCCUACAGAAACAACAGCUUGACUAUGCAAUAUUUAUUGUCGACCUGAUGCCAGAAGUGACGUUUAACAGGGCCAUGUUACUGAAUAUUGGCUUUACAGAAGCCCUGAAACUGUAUGACUACCAGUGUUUUAUUUUUCAUGACGUGGACCUCAUACCCGAAAUGGGCCAUAACAUGUACAGUUGUCCUGAGAAUCCGCGUCACAUGUCGGUUGCCAUAGAUACAAUGCAUUAUAGACUGCCAUACAACAACAUAUUUGGAGGAGUAGUGGCAAUGACCAAAGAGCAGUUUCAGCAGGUCAACGGAUUCUCUAACAAAUACUUUGGAUGGGGAGGGGAAGACGAUGACAUGUUUAACAGGAUACGACAUAACAACAUGUCAAUAACACGAUACCCUGGUGAUGUCUCGCGUUAUAAAAUGCUGUCUCAUAAAAAAGAACAUGGAAAUCCAGAUAGAUUUCAUUUAUUACAAGGCUCUAAAAAGAGAUUGCAAAAAGACGGCUUAAACAGUCUUAAGUACUCGCGCGUGAAGCUUGAACUACGGAAGUUGUACACGUACCUGCUGGUGGACAUCGACGAGGUGUACAUCAUGAGUAAUGGACAAUUCAACAGAAGUCACCAGCAGCAACACCAACAUCAGUUACAGCAACAGUUCCAGGAACAAAAUGUCGACCAGCAACAUAUAGCGCGAAUACAACAAGAUAUACUAAAAAUGCAGCAAAAAGAAUCACAGAUAGAACAACAAAAACAAAGGAUAGAACAGCGGGAAAAACAAAAACAACAAUUACAAAUGCAAAAUCAACAAAAACAGACAGACAAAACAAAAACGCAAGGUAUGUCGCAAAACGGACAACAGGGCCAACAACAAGCGGACCAAAUAAAUGCUAACCUGUAUCAAAACAUACAGCAAAAUCUUCUUCAAAUCCAACCAAAACAAACAAAUAUACAAACCAAAGAAUUAUUUCAACCAGGUAUACCAAUCAAUCAGCUAAAAUCACAAGUACAGCAAAAUUUGCAACCGAACAAACAAGAAAGUCAAAAUCUUCAACAGAAGCAGCAAGCACAACAAAAUCUACAGCAGAACCAGCAAGUACAGCCAAAUCUACAACAGAAACAAGCACAGCAAAAUUUUCAGCAGAACCAGCAGAUACAACAACAUUUACAACAGAACCAGCAAGCACAGCAAAAUCUACAACAGAAACAACAAGCACAGCAAAAUCAUCAACAGAACCAGCAGUUACAACAGAACAAGCAAGCGCAGCACAAUCUACAACAGAAGCAGCAAGUAAAGCAGAUUCUACAGCAGAACCAACAAGUACAGCAAAAUCUACAACAAAAUCAGCAAGUAAAGCAAAUUUUUCAACAGAACCAGCAAGUAAAGCAAAAUUCACAGAACCAGCAAGUAGAACAAAAUCAUCAAAAGAACAAAAUACACACAAUGCAGCAACAAAAUGUUAUACAAAAUACACAAUCGCCAGGUCAGUCUGUACAUAAAAAUAAUAUGGGAGGUGUUAUUAAAUUGCCAAACUUGUUAAAACACCCAGAUGUGCAUAUAUGAGGAGACGAGCGGGUAAUUUAGUCGUGUGCAAAGCAGUGUGUGGUCGAUAAGUGAUGUUUAAAAGCCGUGGUCGUGCUGUGCUGUGUAUUUCCUUCUAGUUGGAAAACCAGCAUAUUGUUUUGUUCUGGCGAUGAGUGCAAAUGUGUAGGAGGGACCAACAUCCAUUUUGCUCUGGUGAUGGGAGUUUUGGGAUGUGACUUCUGGUGAUGUGUCUUAUGUCGGUGUGUAUGGGGUGGGAUAGGGGUAGGAGCGAGUAGUACACCGUGUACUUUAGCGAUGUAUGCUCUUGCGAUGACGAUGGUUGAUUUGACGAUGUAUCUCUGACGAUGACUAUGUGUGACUUGGCGAUGUAUCUCUGGCAAUGACUAUGUGUGACUUGGCGAUGUAUCUAUGGCGAUGACGAUGUGUGACUUGGCGAUGUAUCUCUGGCGAUGUGAGACUUGGCGAUGUAUCUCUGGCGAUGACGAUGUGUGACUUGGCGAUGCAUCUAUGGCGAUGACGAUGUGUGACUUGGCGAUACAUGGUCUGGCGAUGACGAUGUGUGACUUGGCGAUGACGAUGUGUGACUUGGCGAUGCAUGGUUUGGCGAGAAGUGCUUUGGUGACGCGUUGUCCAACAAUAAGUGCUUCGGUAAUGCGUUGUAUGGUGAUGCGUUGUUGGCAGAGUGUAUUUGCGACGGAGACGUGUAUGAUAUUGUUCAUGUCAUUGUCGCUCCUUUAGUGUGAGAUUAUUAUUCCAAUAAUGUAGACAUAUAAAGUAUGACAUAGCAAAACUUUAUGAAAGGGUAAAGCUGUAAUUUGUUGCAGGAACAAAACUGUAAGUCUGUAAAUUUAUGUGUAACUGUUGUCAAAUUAAAAUGACACAUUGCCGAGAUUUAAAUGACACAUUGCCGAUAUUUCGACUACUCAAGUAUAUCAAAACAAUGGCACAGCUCAUAUGGCUUUUGCAAACGUGUGAAUGUGUUUCGAAUGACGUAUGGAAUUCGCACGAGAACAUUGGCAAUUUUAUCUGUGAUAAAUGUGUGUAUGAUAAUAAGAUACUUGUUAAAUGUUGAUCAUUCUUUUUACUCGCAAAUAACAGUCAUGAGUGAUGCCUUAAAACAUCAAUAAAUUAUUCCAAUACAGUCAG